AUGCGUCUCCCAUUGUGGGCGGCCACCUUGUGGAUCUCUGCCCUGUUCGCACUGACGGAGGCAGUCUUUGUUCGGUCUUCCUCCGGCUGUGCGCCCAACGAGUACUGGUGUCAAGACCGGUGUGGCUCUGCUGACUACGGCGACACUUGUUGUCAAACCCCUGACGGCCAACACAAUCUCUGCGGAGCUGUAUGCAAUGCCGUGGGUGGCUGCGACUCCGUGCCUGGACUCCAAGUCAGCGCGCCAGACAAGACUUAUGGCAGCCCGCCGGGAACCCAGAAGACGGCUUCUACGUCGGAGCCAUACACAGAGAGCGGUUCACUCUCCACUGUUACAUCGCAAGUCUUCGUCACCCAAGUACGCACGAGGACCAUCAUUGUCACUUUGACCUCGUCCAGGUCGUGCACCUCUGAGGGCAACCAUUCUUCAUCAGGGAACCCCUCCACGGAGCCUGCCUCGGGUGAGCCGACAACUUUCUCAAGCAGGUUGUUGAGUACGGAGCCAUCUUCGUGUCCUCAAGGGUUCUCCACGGAGUUUCCACAAUGCGCGUUCCCAGGCACGUCGGAAGCGACAUCCGCCGGAUCUACCACUGGCGACUUUACCGGCAUACCUACUGGUUGGCCUACCAGCAGCCCGCCUAGCAACCCAACCACUAGUGCCAGCACUUGGACAGAUUCGCUUGGAGAGACCAUUGUCUCUAGUGGCUCUGAAAUCGUCAUUGGCGGCACGGAAACGAUCCCUGUCCCGACGGGGCACAGCACUCUGACGACUGAUGGUCACACGUUCACCUUUGGGAGCGGCUCCGGGAAUCAACCCAGAGGCGUAGCACCCGCUACGACAUAG
This is a messenger RNA of Thermothielavioides terrestris NRRL 8126, 843 nucleotides long. RefSeq lists its product as uncharacterized. Bases 1 to 843 code for a protein of 280 amino acids. The transcript is spliced from 2 exons. Lineage: Eukaryota; Fungi; Ascomycota; Sordariomycetes; Sordariales; Chaetomiaceae. The record is from RefSeq and is a predicted model, not a curated record.